AUGCCAGCGGGCCUUCAGCCCUCGCAGCCGCCUAGCCUCGUCAAAGCCGUCGGUGGCGUUCAGAGGCCGGCAGCGCGCGCUGCGCCCGGCUGUCCGGGCCGCCCCGUCCGCACUCAGCGAUGGGGCAGGGUUUGCGCGAGUAGGGACGGCGAGGAGACUGCUGGCGAUGAGGGCGUGCGCUGGUCGCGAAGGGAGCUCAUGGCGGCCUCGGCGCUGACUGUGGGCCUUGCUGCCGCUCUGGACGCUCGACGCGCGGAGGCCGUGCAGGGUUACACUGCUGGCAGGAUUCCGGGUGUGUCCGCAUCGCCAGAUGCCCAGGGUUUCUACACUUAUAAGAGGCCGCCAGGCAAAUCUGGAGGGCAUGGCGUGGGCUGGAGCGAGAUUCCACCGUACACAUUCAAGAUCCCAGAGGGCUGGUCAGAAGUUCCUGUCUCCAUCGCUGACCUUGGGGGAACCGAGAUAGACUUGCGAUUUGCAAACGAUGAUGAAGGGGAGCUGCAGGUUGUGGUGGCCCCAGUUCUUCGGUUUUCAGAUGUUGGGAACAAUGCAGACGUAAGAAUUGAUCAACUUGGUGAGCCAGACAAAAUCAUUUCUGGCUUCGGUCCUGAGCUGUUUGGCUACCCCGUCGAAGAAACAGAUGUCGUGGACACAACGGUCAUCAAGAAGAAGGACAUUCCGUACUACCAGUGGUAUGUUGUGUACGGUUGGGCAUUUGUGUGGCUGUUACUAACCCCUGGUCUGAUGUGCUCCCUUUGGGUGGUGGUUCAUGCAUCGCCAUGCCCAGACUUGUGCAGGUCAUGA
Molecule: messenger RNA, 801 nt
Organism: Ostreobium quekettii
Lineage: Eukaryota; Viridiplantae; Chlorophyta; Ulvophyceae; Bryopsidales; Ostreobiaceae
Source: the annotation of a GenBank genome assembly